Molecule: messenger RNA, 1423 nt
Organism: Drosophila busckii
Lineage: Eukaryota; Metazoa; Arthropoda; Insecta; Diptera; Drosophilidae
Gene: zpg
Product: innexin inx4
Exons: 2
Coding region: 56-1192 (378 amino acids)
Biological process (GO): phototransduction
Cellular component (GO): gap junction; plasma membrane
Molecular function (GO): gap junction channel activity
Source: RefSeq, a predicted model, not a curated record
UGCUUUUUAGGAAUUUGCAAAGUGGAAUUGAAGUGUUUAAUAAACGUUUAUUAAAAUGUUCCACAGCGUCAAGCCUCUGUCAAAAUACUUGCUGCAAAAGUCGGUGCGAAUAUACGAUGCCAUAUUUACUUUACACGCGAAAUGUACUUGUGCAUUGCUGCUUGUGUGUACGUUUCUGCUUUCUUCAAAACAAUAUUUUGGCGAUCCGAUUAUAUGCAAGUCGGACAUGAAAACGGACUCUGAUUUUGUUAACUCAUACUGCUGGACACUGGGUACAUAUGUAUUCCCAACCCAGCCGGAACUUAAAACUGAAAACUACAAUGAAACAAUGGAAAACAUUCAUGACACCAAUGUGCAGUACAACAUAGACUUAAUCUAUCCGAGAAGUUCAACGGAAAAACGUGUUUUCCUGCGCUAUUAUCAGUGGGUUGUUAUAGUCCUCUUGCUGCAGUCGUUUGUUUUCUACUUGCCAGCAUUUCUAUGGAAGAUCUGGGAGGGUGGACGGCUCAAAAGCCUGUGCUCCAACUUAAAUGAAUCGAUGACUUCAGGAAGCUCUGCAAAUAUUAAAAAGCUGGCAAACUAUUUUGCUAUGGACUAUAAGGAAACCCAUCUGCGCUAUUUUCUAUCCUAUAUAUUUUGCGAGGUGUUGAACUUUGUCAUCAGCAUUGCCAACAUGCUCCUGUUGAAUGUGUUUUUGGAUGGCUUUUGGUCGCACUAUGUGAAAGUGCUGGGAUCUGUGCACCUUUACAACUGGAACACCUGGGACCGCGUGACCAGCAACAUAUUCCCUAAAAUUGCCAAGUGCGAGAUUGUCAAAUUCGGCUUCAGCGGCUCAAUGGAAAGUUACGACUGUCUCUGCCUGCUGCCGCUUAACAUACUAAAUGAGAAAAUCUUUGCGGUUCUAUGGGUAUGGUUUAUAUUAAUGGCUGUGCUUGCUGGCGCCAAGCUUCUUUAUCGUCUUGUGACCACCUUCAACCGUGAUGUGCGUCUAAUGCUGCUGCGCAGCCAGGCACGCUUCAUACCCAAGACAUCGAUGCUUUUAGCGCUGCGCGGCUUUAGCUGCGGCGACUGGUUCCUGCUGACGCGCGUCAGCAACAACAUGAGUGUCGAGCAAUUCCGUCAACUGCUGGAGCUGCUGCUUGAGCAGAAGCGCAUAACUUCCAAGAACAAUUCAAGCCUAGAUGGCGCCUAAAAUUUGACUCCUAAGCUCUGCUUAUCUAUUGAAAAACAUACAAUUAUUGAUCAAUUAUCACACAUGUCACACAUUGACCAUCACUAGAAUGUAGGCCUUUUCUUUAUAAAAACUGAAUCUGAAAUCAUUUGAUUACCCUUGCCUUACUCUAGCCUUAAACCUAAAGUAAGUUAACUGAAUAUGAAAACUGAAGUGAAUAAAGUGUCUUUCUGUUUAUGGAUGUACGUACAU